Rana temporaria (common frog) is the source of this 2597-nucleotide messenger RNA. It is a transcript of the gene AGFG1, whose product is annotated as ArfGAP with FG repeats 1. Bases 104 to 1876 code for a protein of 590 amino acids. Lineage: Eukaryota; Metazoa; Chordata; Amphibia; Anura; Ranidae. The transcript is spliced from 15 exons. The record is from RefSeq and is a predicted model, not a curated record. Gene Ontology annotation, molecular function: GTPase activator activity. Gene Ontology annotation, cellular component: cytoplasmic vesicle.
UCACCCCUACACUCCGCCCCCCCACACGUCACUGGCCCUUGACUGUGCCUGCUAGGUGCCGCCCGGUGUCUCCCGGUGUGAAGCCCCCGCCCGGUGCUGCACCAUGGCGGCCAGCGCCAAACGGAAGCAGGAGGAAAAGCACCUGAAGCUGCUGCGGGAGAUGACCAGCCUGCCUCACAACCGCAAGUGCUUCGACUGCGACCAGCGCGGCCCGACCUACGCCAAUAUGACGACGGGCUCGUUCGUGUGUACGUCCUGCUCCGGCAUCCUACGAGGUUUGAAUCCACCCCACAGAGUGAAGUCAAUUUCUAUGACCACAUUUACACAACAAGAAAUAGAAUUUCUUCAGAAACAUGGAAAUGAAGUGUGCAAACAAAUUUGGCUAGGAUUAUUUGAUGAUCGGUCUUCUGCAAUCCCUGAUUUUAGAGAUCCACAGAAAGUGAAAGAAUUCCUUCAAGAAAAAUAUGAAAAAAAAAGAUGGUAUGUGCCGCCCGAACAAGCAAGAGUAGUGGCUUCUGUUCAUGCCUCUAUAUCUGGGUCCUCGGCGAGUAGUGCUAGUAGUACACCAGAAGUCAAACCAUUGAGAACUCUUUUGGGGGAGACUGCGCCGGCUCUACAACUAAACAAGGGCACCCCUAGCCAGUCUCCUGUUGUGGCUCGCAAUCAGGUGCCCCAGCAACAGCAGCAUCUUCAUCUUCAUCCUCAUCAUCAUCACCACCAUCAUCAAGAGAAGAAGUUUGACCUUCUGAGUGACCUUGGAGGAGACAUCUUCGCUACGCCUGCGCCUCAGCCAGUUUCCACUGCAAACUUUGCCAAUUUUGCAAACUUCAACAGUCACACAGCUCCCAAUUCUGCCCAUGCAGACUUUGCAAACUUUGAUGCAUUCGGACAAUCUAGUGGCACGAGUAGUUUUGGAGCGUUUGCCCCAGCGAGUCAGACACCCUCCCAGCCCUUAAGUACAGCGUUCAGAACGCUUUCAUCCAGCUGCAGUAUUGGCGACUUUACGUCCGCUUUCUCUCUGCAGGCCGCUUACCGUACCAAUGCAAAUGCAAACUUUGCCCAGUUUGAUAACUUUCCCAAAUCCUCCAGUGCUGACUUUGGAGCCUUUAAUUCCACCGGAGCCAGCCAAACUACUGCAGUCAGUAAACCUAGCCAGCCUUCAGCGGAUAAAUACGCAGCUCUUGCUGACCUAGACAGUAUCUUCAGCAACCCGCAAGGUGGUAGCGGUCAAGCUGUCUAUAGUAGUGGAGCUGUUUCUGCAACGUCUGGCCCAGCGGCCUCAUCUGCAAAAGAAAACAGUGUUUUUGGAAUGCAUGCUACAGUCCCUGCAGCGCACACACGCCCGAUGCCACCAGUCCCAGGAAGCUUUGCAGCAUCUGCUUCCACAAACCCGUUUGUGUCGGCUUCCGUUGCACCGGCUGUUAAUCCAUUCCAGACAAAUGGGCGAUCAGCACCAGGAGUCCGUGAUGGGCACGCGACAGAAAUGGAGUUUCCAGGCGCUCCAUUUCACCCAUUCCACCAGACCAGACUACCAACAGCUGCAGCGAUGGAUGUCUCUUCUUUUGGCACAGCCUCUCUAAGCAUGCCCGCGGGCUUCGGGACAUCGGCAUCUUAUAGUCUUCCGACCAGCUUCAGUGGCUCUUUCCAUCAGCCUGCAUUCCCUGCCCAGACAGCCUUUCCCCAACAGACUGCUUUCUCCCAGCAACCUAAUGGAAAUAUACAAGGAGCUGGUUUUGGUGUGUUUGCUCCAGCAAAGUCAGUGGUUACUCCGUUCGGGCAGGUUGCAGCUCCUGCAGUCUCUAGCAAUCCUUUCAUGGCCGGUGGACCUACGGGACAGUUUCCAGCAGGAAGUUCAUCAACCAAUCCUUUCUUAUAGCCUUAGACUAACACAGGAGCUUACCAAGCAUCACCAUACAUGUACUGCCUCUUGCACUGUUUGUCUUGUUUAACCAGCGUAAGCUUUAAACACAGGGAGUUCUUUCAGAGCCUGCAAUUAUAUUUUUUUUCUAUUUAAACAAGAAAAGGAAGAAAAACAAGGUAAAAUGUGCAAUUGGAAAGCCUUUUCUUUCUCAUUCAGCCCUUUGGCUGUCCAGGGACUUGUUAGCAAAACAUUGCAGAGCACUCUGUUAGCAACUCAAUGGUCAACCAAAGGGUUAACUUAAGGGCGUAUCAUGUAUAUUACAUUUGGUAAGUUAUUGCAGAUUCCAUAUACAUUAAGCUGCAGUACUGUACAUAUAUUUUUUCUUAGGGUCUAGAUAAUUGUUCAUAUCAGUAUUUCUAACUCAUAACACUUUAUGCUAUGUGGGAGUGAACAAACCGAGCGGUUUUAAAUAUCCGCUUUGUUACUUAAGAGUAAACUUUCUUCAUUUUAGCAAUUUGGCUUGAAGGGAUGUGAAAUUAAAUGUUAAAUAAAAAAAAAUAUAUAAAUUUUAUUCAUUUAAAACUGAAAAAACCCACAAACUUUUAUUUUGCCCAGUCAAAGCUACCCAUUUCUAUACGCCUAAAUUCUCCAUACUGAAGACUCGUGUCUGCAUAAUAAAGCUAAUGUUUUGCUACAGUUUGCAGGUGAAAAAUAUUAAAAUAAUAGAAAAAGUGUA